AUGUCUCUUGAUCAAGUCGGUGAUGCUACUAUUACAAAGAGACGGAGUAGAGUAAGUUCACUUGAUCGCCACAUACAUGGCUGGUCCUGGCAGUCGUUUCCAAUUGGAAUGGGGACGGGCGCUGUCUUUGUGACGCUCUCUGGAUUGAAAGAGCAUCCUAGUUGGCUGACGUCGGUGGAAACCGGGUUCUGGUCUUUGAACAUGGCCAUUUUCCUGUUGAACGUCGUCACACUGUCUAUCCAAGCGCUAGAGUUCCCUCAUAGAGCUUGGAGUUUAUUACAAGAUCCGGUAGAAGGGCUUUUCCCUCCGAUGAUGGUGCUAUCAUUUGCCACGAUCAUUAUCGGCACUGUCAAUUACGCAGUAGUCAACGGACCUGCCAGCCCCAACGUCGUAUAUGUUUUAUUUUGGAUUUACGUGGGCCUGUCUCUGGCGACUUGCUUCCCAAUGCUUAUGAUCUGGUUCAACCAACCUCACGAUAUAUUGCGCUUCACACCGGGUUAUGCUUUUCUAGUGUUCCCUCUGAUGCUUACCGGGGUUGUUGCAUUCAAUAUUCUGAGGGUUAUGGACCCUUUAGACUCUAGAGCAUUGGGAGUCUUGUUUGUCGGGUACUUUUUCCAAGGCAUGUCUUGGAUUCUUCAUGACCUUCUUCUAUCUUGGUAUAUAUCUGUUGCGACGGGCUUUAUGGAGGGACACCAGGCCAAUAGUGCAUUUGUUGCUUGUGGCCCUCCAGGUUUCACGGCCCUUUCCUUAAUCAAUUUAGCCGACCACGCUAGUGCUAUUCUACCGGCGCACGGCAUCAUAUCCAAUACCGCUGGAGAUAUUUGGUAUGCUGCAAGUGUGAUGGCAGCCCUUUUGCUCUAUGGCUUGGCCGUCUUCUUCUUUUUCCUUGGAAUUAUACCGUACUGGUUCAAGCUCCACAAGAGACUGGAUCAGAUCUUAGCAUGUUGGGCUUUGACAUUUCCGAAUGUGGGAUGGAUCUCCACCACAGGUGUUCUCGGGAAGAUAUUGAAUGUACAAGGCCUGUUCAUUGUCCAUAUCGUGAUGGACACUCUUCUGUUUCUCACUUGGUUGGUCUUGAUCGUCCUGACUGCCAAGGCGAUUUGGAAGGGCCUCAUCUUCAACGCAAAAGAUGAGGACGUACUCAAGGAUUCCAUUUUUUCUGUGAACGAGAAAUUUACUGCGGAUAACCACUCGGAUGCCGGCACUCUGGUUUGA
Molecule: messenger RNA, 1215 nt
Organism: Guyanagaster necrorhizus
Lineage: Eukaryota; Fungi; Basidiomycota; Agaricomycetes; Agaricales; Physalacriaceae
Exons: 12
Coding region: 1-1215 (404 amino acids)
Biological process (GO): malate transmembrane transport
Cellular component (GO): membrane
Molecular function (GO): malate transmembrane transporter activity
Source: RefSeq, a predicted model, not a curated record